GGGGUGCCAGCGGCCAACCAGGCGGCUUCUCCGCGGGUGACGAGGGCAGCGUGUCCGGGGUGUCAGUCAGAAUAUGGCCCCCAACCUGAACUCAGCGAAGAAUGCAUUCGUUUUCUUGGGAAAAUCAGUGUUUAUUCUUCUGGAGACUAUGAUUUUCACCUUAAUCUCCAAGCCACGGAAGAGCGUUGCGGGUGAAAUCGUGCUCAUAACGGGCGCCGGGAGCGGGAUCGGAAGGCUCUUGGCCCUGAUGUUUGCCCGCCUGGGAGCCGUGCUCGUGCUCUGGGACAUCAACCAGGACAGGAACGAGGAGACGUGCAGCAUGGCACGCGACGCCGGGGCCACGCGGGCCUGUGCCUACACCUGUGACUGCAGCCGAAGGGAGGACGUGUAUAGAGUGGCCCACCAGGUUAAAAAAGAAGUUGGUGACGUUUCCAUCCUAAUCAACAAUGCCAGCAUCGUAACAGGCAAAAAGUUCCUCGACUGCCCAGAUGAGCUUAUGGAAAAGAGUCUCGAUGUGAAUUUCAAAGCGCAUUUAUGGACUUAUAAAGCCUUUCUACCUGCUAUGAUUGCUAAUGCCCAUGGACAUUUGGUUUGCAUUUCAAGUUCAGCUGGAUUAAUCGGAGUAAAUGGGAUGGCAGAUUAUUGCACAAGUAAAUUUGCAGCCUGCGGAUUUGUGGAAUCUAUUUUUGUAGAACUAUUUGCCCAGAAAAUAAAGGGUAUUAAAACCACCAUCGUAUGCCCAUAUUUAAUAAGUACUGUAAUGUUUGAAGGUUGUACUACUGGCUGUCCUUUUCUGUUACCAAUUAUAGAACCAGAAUAUGCAGCCAGGAAGAUAGUAGAUGCUAUCCUGCAAGAAAAGGUGUACUUGUAUAUACCAAAGUUUCUGUACAUUGCUAUGUUUUUAAAAAGUAUCCUUCCCAUUAAGUUGACAAUGCUCAUAAAUGAAUAUCUGGGCUCCCUCAAUAUAAUGGAUAACUUCAUUGAAAAAAAGAAGAGCUAAAGACCAACUCUAUGGCUGAUGUCAUCUGAUACUUAACACUACAUAUUGCUUAUUUCAGGGAAGACGGGGAUUUUUGUCUGAUGGAAUAUAUCUGGAGACUAUAAGUACCAUUCUUGUUCUUCUAUCUGGAUUAGUAUUUUCAACCAAUACUUUUGAAAUAAUGUUGCUAUCUGCUUUUUUGUUGAUUUUUUUUUAAUUAAUAAAAAGAGCUCAUUUUUGUCAUCCUUGCUGGCCAUAAAAGGAAGGAAGAGAGAGAGAACCACCCACAUGAUGAGUGUUUAACUGGAGUGUCCUCUUUCCAGAGGACACAGAGCUCUGGAUUUCCUGUCACCUUGCUCUCAGCCUUAGCCUUUUUGAACCUCUGUGUGCCCCCUGCUGUAGAAAAAGCCAGCCUCCUGUGUCCAUCUAUCCAAAGAAGCCACACAAAUGCUUACUUGUACAUGGCCUGGAUGCUCACAGAGUAAGUGCCAAUCCUACUGAAGGCACAUCAGGUGCCACUGUGAGGGAGCCUUACUGUCCAUUCCCUGAAAUCGCUAGUAGACUGUGACCCUACAUCCAACUCUGAAUGGGAUCACAUUUUUUUCCUAAAAAGAAAUCAAAGAAAAUGACAUUCUACUGAAUUAGAUGAACUGCUACAUAUUAAUCCAGAAAACACACUCAUGUAGUUAAUUUCAGGUGUUUAGUAUUUCACGUUGAGAGUCAUGUUGAGUUGUUUAUCCCCA
Messenger RNA from Miniopterus natalensis, 1722 nucleotides. It is a transcript of the gene SDR16C5, whose product is annotated as short chain dehydrogenase/reductase family 16C member 5. Gene Ontology annotation, molecular function: all-trans-retinol dehydrogenase (NAD+) activity. The record is from RefSeq and is a predicted model, not a curated record. Gene Ontology annotation, biological process: retinol metabolic process; retinal metabolic process. NCBI's taxonomy places the organism in Eukaryota, Metazoa, Chordata, Mammalia, Chiroptera, Miniopteridae. Gene Ontology annotation, cellular component: lipid droplet.